AUGCAGACGUACCUUCUUUCCCAGCAAUUUAACGCUAGGUCUUCGGCAGAAAACUCCACGUCUUGUCCAGCAAAUGCUACUAUUUGCAAUGGCACAUCUUGUGUGUUACCGGAAGAUGAUUUUAAUGAAACUUUGAGCGUAGUUUUAAGUACUGUUCUAACAAUCAUGCUAGCACUGGUGAUGUUCUCCAUGGGUUGCAAUGUGGAACUCGAGAAAUUCUGGGGCCACAUAAAAAGACCCUGGGGUAUUUUUGUAGGUUUCCUUUGCCAGUUUGGAAUUAUGCCUCUCACAGCCUUCUUGCUAUCCCUGAUCUUUAGCGUGCUUCCUAUUCAAGCUGUUGUGGUGCUGAUCAUGGGAUGCUGUCCAGGGGGCACAGCCUCCAAUAUCAUCGCCUACUGGGUGGACGGAGACAUGGACCUAAGCAUCAGCAUGACAACUUGCUCUACACUGUUUGCAAUGGGGAUGAUGCCUCUUUGCCUCUUCAUUUACACCAAGAUGUGGACUGAUUCUAAUGCAAUUGUACUGCCCUACAAAAGCAUUGGACUUUCAUUGGUAGCUCUUGUAAUUCCUGUUUCAUUCGGAAUGUAUGUUAACCACAGAUGGCCUAGUAAAGCAAAAAUCAUACUUAAGGUUGGUUCCAUUGUGGGAGCAGUCCUCAUCGUGAUCGUUGCUGUGGUUGGGGGAAUACUCUACAGAGGCUCCUGGAUUAUCUCACCCAAGUUAUGGAUCAUUGGCACCAUAUUUCCAGCAGCUGGCUAUACUCUGGGAUUCUUUUUGGCCCGCAUAGCUGGUCUGUCUUGGCAGAGAUGUCGUACAGUGUCUCUGGAAACAGGCAUGCAAAACACUCAGCUAUGUUCAACUAUAGUACAGCUCUCCUUCACCUCUGAACAACUUGAACUGAUGUUUACUUUCCCACUCAUCUACAGCAUUUUCCAGAUACUGUUUGCACUACUAUUUUUAGCAGGCUACCGUGUUUACAGAAGGCACCAGGUCAAGACAAAGAUGGAUGUUGAGAAAACAGAGGAAAAAGAGGAUUCAAAAUCAACGUCAUCACAUGCUAAAAUAAAUGGAGGAUUUGUAUCAAAUGAGACCACUGAGACAAUUACUGCUGUUCCCAUCAGCUGA
Molecule: messenger RNA, 1125 nt
Organism: Tauraco erythrolophus (red-crested turaco)
Lineage: Eukaryota; Metazoa; Chordata; Aves; Musophagiformes; Musophagidae
Source: RefSeq, a predicted model, not a curated record